UCGAUCCAGUCGAUUGCGGUAGUCAGUUGUUUGUGUCGAAAAAGUGUGUUUGUCAUCGUUCCGAAUUUUUGGUGUGAUAAUUUGCUGUGUUGUGUAAGCACGAAUUUGAAUAAUGGCAAGGCGAUAUGAUACACGGACUACAAUCUUUUCCCCCGAAGGACGUUUGUACCAGGUAGAAUAUGCUAUGGAAGCAAUUAGUCAUGCUGGUACCUGCCUUGGGAUUUUGGCCAAUGAUGGAAUUCUUUUAGCAGCUGAAAGAAGAAACACAAACAAAUUGCUGGAUGAGGUUUUCUUCUCAGAAAAAAUAUAUAAACUUAAUGAUGAUAUGGUAUGCAGCGUUGCUGGUAUCACAUCGGACGCGAAUGUUCUGACCAAUGAGUUGAGGAUGAUAGCCCAGCGUUACCUGCUACAGUACGGAGAAUCAAUUCCUUGUGAACAGCUUGUGUCUUGGUUGUGUGAUGUGAAACAAGCUUAUACACAGUAUGGAGGUAAGCGACCAUUUGGUGUGUCAAUCCUGUACAUGGGCUGGGACAAACAUUAUGGCUACCAGUUGUAUCAGUCAGAUCCAAGUGGGAACUAUGGUGGAUGGAAGGCCACAUGCAUCGGGAACAACAGUGCGGCAGCAGUCUCAAACCUCAAGCAGGAGUACAAAGAGGGAGAAACGACGCUGAAGGGUGCAAUGGCUCUGGCCAUCAAAGUUCUCAGUAAGACUCUUGACAUGACAAAACUUACUGCAGAGAAAGUUGAAAUGGCUACUUUAACACGUGAAAAUGGAAAGACAAAGACACGUAUCUUGCCUGCCAAGGAAGUGGCACAACUCAUAACAGCUUAUGAGAAAGCGGAAGCCGAAGCAGAAGCCGCCAAGAAGGAACAGAAGCAAAAGAGCUAGAAGUCUCUCAGUAAUUUAAUUAAAUCUGACUUUAUUAUAUUGUAUCUAAAAAUGUAUGUUGAAUUUUUCAAAAAAUAUUUCAUUGAUACAAAAUAAAUGUGUGUGUUGAAUUCA
Molecule: messenger RNA, 1003 nt
Organism: Cryptotermes secundus
Lineage: Eukaryota; Metazoa; Arthropoda; Insecta; Blattodea; Kalotermitidae
Gene: Prosalpha3
Product: proteasome subunit alpha type-4
Exons: 7
Coding region: 113-889 (258 amino acids)
Biological process (GO): ubiquitin-dependent protein catabolic process
Cellular component (GO): proteasome core complex; cytosol; proteasome core complex, alpha-subunit complex
Source: RefSeq, a predicted model, not a curated record